Anoplophora glabripennis (Asian longhorned beetle) is the source of this 8084-nucleotide messenger RNA. RefSeq names its product protein ELYS (gene Elys). Bases 144 to 7994 code for a protein of 2616 amino acids. The transcript has 14 exons. NCBI's taxonomy places the organism in Eukaryota, Metazoa, Arthropoda, Insecta, Coleoptera, Cerambycidae. The record is from RefSeq and is a predicted model, not a curated record.
AUAACCCGGGAUAUGUCAUGUUAAAAAGUAUUUAUUAUGUGAAAAACAUUUUAAUAGACUUGUUUAUUAACAAGACUAAGUCUUCUAUGUUAAAGAGUUAUGCUUUUUUGUGCGAUUAGUUAGUUUUUUGUAGUGAUCUUAUCAUGUCCUUUAAAAUUUCAAAAAUAUUGCAAUUCCCUCAGCCAACAUUACAAUAUAUUUUACAAGACGAAUGUGAUAUAGACCCCUCAAGAGGUCUUUUUUUAGGUUUACCGCUUUUAGGGGGUAUACUAUCGGAUACACAUUAUGUUUGGCAUUCAAAAGGACCUUGUUUAGAAAUUAGGAACACCAAAACAGGCAUUAAAGUCGGUGCUUGGACUUUUGGGUGUAUUUUGAAAGACUCUAAUACUAGAAUAGUGUGCGUAGAAGAAAUUCAGAGGCCGAAUGGCAUGUUGUCUUUGCUAGCUGUUGCAAUAGAUUGCGCUAUAAGUGGAGGAUUAAUUUGUAUAUUUGAUGUUUUUGGUUCCAAAGUUAUAAGAGCUAUACAGAUUGAAGAAAAGAUUACUAGUCUACAUGUAGUGGAUUCUGGUUGUGAGGUUUUGAACUUGCCUGGGCCUCUAAGGAACUUUGAUGGGAUUAUCUCGGUUGGAACAGAAGGUGGAAAUGUAUAUUUGGUAGAUAUCUGCAGGCAGAUCUGUGAGGAAGCACUGCAUUCUGUGACAGUUAGGGAUGAAUUAUGUCCCUGCCAUUUAAUAUUACUGACCAUAAAGGAUAUUCCAAGGGUAGAAUAUUAUAAAGAAAAAUCUGUGAGGGAAGGAGAUCACUUAGCUAUCCAUCUAAAUAUUGUGGUGAACAGUUCAACUCAUCACUUUACACUGAAAGGGCCGAAAGGUGAUGACAGGAUUUUUGCUAAUAGAGAGGAAGUUGUAACCAGUGCCCUUUAUUAUUGCUCUCAGUUAACUUCGCUUUUAGUCGGUUUUAAUUUUGGAGCCUUCCAAUUGUGGGAUCUCACCAGUUUAAAACUGGUAUACACUUCACCAGUUUGCGAGGAACACUUGCCCAUAACACAUUUUGCUUUGCAAGAACCUGCUGAUGAUCCUAGAGCUUUUUGUUAUAUUUGGGCUUCUUAUAGCAAUAUGAAUUUACAUCAGAGCGGUCUACCGUUUGCAGUAAUGUAUUCAGUUUGUUAUGAAUCAAAGGAAUAUCAUGAAGGUUAUGGGUAUUUAUAUCAGGAUUUCCAGUCUUGUUCGGUAAGAUUUCAGGUAGAGCUGGGACCCUUGGGAGAACAUAAGAAUGGUUCUAAAGUUAAAGGCGGGUUGUGUAUAGGACUGCAACCUAUUUGUAAGGUUCCUAAUAAUAAGAACUUAUAUUUGCACGAUGUUACUGGAGAUAUUCUUGCUUUAUGCGCUAUUUCUUGGACCGUGUGGUUUAGUCGAACAGAGACGCAAACCUACAUGUUAGUAUUUGACUUAAACCAGUGGUAUAAAGAGCAGAUGCCUGAUUUUACGAAAUGGAGCAAUUGUUCCAAUUACAUAUUAAAGGCCAACAUUUCCGAAUUAAUUACAGUAGCCAGUCAUAAAGGAAUGCCGUUGUUGGAUAUUAAAUUAAAUAACAAAUCCCUUCGGCAAUUCACAGGAGUGCAGAGGUUAGAAGAACAUUUUUGUCCUAACGCUCUUUCUUUUGACUUGUGGGGACUGAGGGAAAAAGAUGUAAUUUUGUUGCAUAACGAAGGCAUUCAGAAAGCACUACUCAGUCAGAUAGAAUCGGCAGGUCCUUUGUGUCUAAUAAGGCCAAGUGAUGUUUAUCGUCAGAUCGUCACUUUGGGAUUGACACCUUUAUUUGCAGAAGCGUCAUCACAUGUUCCAGUUUCUACAGAAAUGCAACGAGAAAUUAUUCUAAAUGUAGCAUUAGAACAUCAACUUCUUGGAUGGUUAUGUAAAUGCGCCUCAGAGUGGGCGAAUGGCAGUUUCUCUUCAGCAGGAUGUUCUUUAGAUUUCCUCAUCAGCUGGGCGUUUCACAGAGCUAUCGUUCUAAAAACACACUGCGAUCGUUACUGCACACCUCUGUUUGAUUAUUCCCAGUUACGCUUAGAUAAUAAUACAAGCAUCUUGUUGAACAGUUGCAUAAGGCAAAUUAAUAACCUCUCCGCAUUUUACUCUUAUGUGUUGGACAAUCUGUCUGGUUUUAUUUCAAACUUAGAACUUGUUGUCGAGCAGCAGACUAGUUUGAAAAUGGUAUCGAUAUACUUUGAGGUACUUCAGUGGCUUGUGAAUGUCGGUUUGCUGCCUGAAUGUCACCCGUCUACGUAUCCAAGAGUCGAUUGUGCUGAUCGAGUCAGUGCACCCUAUCCCGUUCAAGAAUUAACAGAGUACUAUAAUAAAAAAAGAGCCCAGUUACAAAUGUUGACCAAGGAGACAUUUAUCAGCAGUGAUAGUUUGUUGUUCAUUGAUAAUCUUGUCAAUAAUAAAUGCGGGGCUCAGCUGUUGCAGAAACAGUGGCAAGAUGAUGGAGGCAGUGGCUUAUAUCCCCCUCCUUCACUUCAGUCUUUGCUCCGUACGUACCUAAUAGAAGGCGCAGAUAUUGGCCAUAAGCACUCUUUAAUCAUAUAUGUUUUCCUGGAUCUCGCCAUGGCAUUAGAUCAAAACAGAUAUGCUUCCGUUAUCACGCAUCUUAUAAAGUUUCCCGCUGUAUUUAAAGUCAGCUCAAGUAUAAUUAAAAUCACUCAGGCAUUUUGGCAGUUGGAUCAUGGAGAUUUUACCACCGCAAUGGAACAACUUUUAGACCCUCUCGUUCUUGGAGAUGACUUGCAGCCAUGGCAUCACGCUAUAGCCAUGAGGGCAUUACUUCUACAGAACCAAUAUAAUUUUGCACUGCUCUAUAUGCAAGUUAGGAAACCUCCCAUUACUGAUGAAAAAGACAUGUUAACAGCAAUCAGCCUGUUUAUUGCGAAUAACAUGUUAGAUGAGGCAUUUUACUUCAAGAACCAGCAUCGCAACAACAAUGAAGAAAAACUUCUAAUGCACUUAUUUAACGAAUGCAAUAAAAAUGACUCUUUACAUGUUCUUCUGUACAGAUGCCUCGAUACUAAUGAAGAAAGAGCUUUUUUUAAAUAUUUAAGAUCCGUGGAAAAUCUUACUGCGGAUGACCUUCAAGUUUUUUAUUAUUUAUUGAGAUCGAGGUUUGUCGAGGCGUUCGAUGCUCACCAAAAUUCGAGAAGAAAAAAUCCGGAAAGUCAAGGUUUAGUAGGUCAAAGGAAUACCACUAGAACCGAUCAGAUUGUGAGAAUAUUUAAGACCUUAUUACCUGACAUUAAUAAAAAUCUUGUGGAUGUUGUUCGAAAAGAGAGAAUAAAUUUAUGGAAAGAAGUCGCAAGACCAACUCCUUUGUCUGUCUUUGUCCAUAACUCUAAGGAACAGGUUCACUAUAAAUCGACUGUAAUCCAUGCAGCAUUAGCAAAGGCUAAACACACAUUUAUUGAUAGUCCGACUACAAAAAGGUCUAGGGAAAUAGUAACUGAAGAGACUCCCUUUCUAAGGACUCCAAAAGUCUCAAGAAUGAGUUCAAGACACCCUACUCCUGUAAUUACACCAAAGGUUAUUGAAAUUGAUGAAAGUGGAGAGGAAUUAAGCCCGUCUCCUUCUAAGAGACUAAAACUUACCCCUAGGGCACUCACCUCUAGCCCCACACGAAACCACAGCAUUUCCAUUCAUUCAAGGAUGUUGACACCAAUUGUCAGGAGGAAGACGUCACUGCAAAAGGACGAAACACUUUUAUCUAACAGUAGUUUCAAUGUCUGCACACCUCAAAGCAUCCUAAAGAUUAGAAAUCUUGUAAGGCAUGGUGAUACCAUUUCUGAUGACACAAAGGUUGACGAGAUGAUAGAAGACCACGAUAAUUUACCAAAAAUGGAAAUUUCACCAAGGAAGUCAUCCCUGGGCUUGUUGCCGAGAAAGUCUCUCCCAAGGGCACUGCGUAGGCCUCACGUCAAGUUUGACGAUUCCAUUCGUUUGUCUUCUUCAUUAAGCGAUCAAAGCAUUAAACCAUCUCUGAACAACACAUUAGAAAACCUGUCGGCCGAUAAGUCUACGCUGUCCUCGAAAGAUGUAAGUUUAAUGAUUUCCUCAAAAAAUAGUUCAACUUCCAACACAGAUGAAGUUUUCUAUUCUCCUAAUACUUCCCUUAAUGAUUCUGAAAAUAAGGAAGAGGAUAAUAUUAAUGCUGAACAAAACGUCUCGCAAGUUAGUGAUGCUGUUGAAAAGGUUGAAUUUGAUAAAAAAAUCAGUGUUACUGAGGAUAUUAGAGAGAACAGUUCUCUAACACAGUCUCCAAGGGCCAGAAGAAGUUAUAAGAGAUCUUUUGCGGACACAUUACCAGUUCGUCAGAGCCCGCGAAUAACAAGGCAUUUUAUUAAAGAAAGUUCCAAGCUGGAAUCACAGGUACCCAGUAAGAGUACACUUGCUGAUAGUGACAAUAAGGAAGAAUCCCAGUCGAGUCCCACAAUAGAAGAUUCAGAUCUCUCCGAAGCCAGCACUUCUAAAAUCGAGCCGCCUUCAAUUAUACAAUCUCCAAGACUCUUACAGAAAGUUAAGGGACGCAAAUCACUCAGCAGAAAAGUACUGGAACACAAUACCUUUUCGAAAACACUUUAUUCACCAUCUGUAAUCGACUUGAAUAAGUCUGUGACAAGAGAGACUUCGUUUGCCAAAAUAGAAAAGAGUGUCGUUACAAGAAAAACUCUAGAUACAUUGGAAGUCACCACUCAAGAAACAAAGGAGGAAAUUAAAAAUGUUUCUUCCUUAGCUAAUACCUCUGCCAGCAGCCAUCACAGUACGACAAAUUCUACUUAUAAGGAAAAAAUCUCCGAAGGGCUUCCAGAAACUGAUACUUCUAUUGAAGACAAUUUGUCCUUUAGCAGUCCGAAUUUACCAGAAAGCUUAAAAAUGUCAGAUUCUCUAGUGGAAUAUAUCAAAUCGAGAACGAGCAAGCUGGAGUUCGAACAAACGCCUACUGAAAAUAGUAAAAUACAAUUAGAGGCUUCUGAAGUUACAGAAAAUUCAGAAAUUCCACAAGAAGAAACUCAAAAAGAUGAUUCGCUAAAGGAAGACAAGUUGGAAGCUGAACCGAUGGAAAUAUACGAGGAUCUCUCUAGCGGAGCUGAAGAUAUAAAAGAAAUACUAAUGGAGAGUAGACUGCCAAGUGAUCAGUAUGAAGUAUAUGCCGAGUUGUCCAAUUGUCCUGAAAACAGCUUUAACGAAUUGGAAGAAAAUAUUUUUGAGAGAAGUGGAACCAUGCAACAGGAAACAGUUCAAAGGCAUUUAGAAAAACGACCAAGCACUGCAGCCUCGUUCAAUAGCUUCUACCAGCGUGGCUCUGAUAGUUUCUAUGUCCCUGAAGCUGAGAAAGGCUUCUUAGGUGACCACUCCAAAGCAGAAAUAUCUAUUUUGAGUGCAGAAUGUGAAGUUUCAGAAUCUGAAAAGGGCUUCCUGCCUAGUAUUCAAACAACCAACCAAGAAGACGUUAUAGAAAUCGGCAGUUCUAGUGAUGAACAAGAUAGCAGCAAAGGUGGCAACAGCGACACAAGUGACUCUAGAUCUUUAGAGAAAAGUGAAAGUGAUGAAGACGAACUUAAUAUAUCAUAUGAACGUAAUAUUCAUGUUGAAGAAAAUUCAAGAUCGUUGGUUGAUUCGCAUGAUAGUAGAACAACCGAUAAUUCUGUUGCAGAUGAAGAUGUUCACAACGAAGCUAGACUGAUUGUAAUAGAACAUGUUGAGGAAAUAAAUAAUUUUAACGAAGUAGGCGGUGAAGCCGACAGUAAUUCUGCGGAUUGGGUAAAUAACGAACAAGAGUCUAGCGAUGAAAGUAGUGAACAUCCCGCUGAUGAGGAAGUUGUAAUUGCAGAAGACAGACAACCUGAUGAGAAUAAACCAGAAGAAAUUAUCGAGAUGGAACUUGAGCAACCCUUGCAACAGGGAGAAGAAGCAGAAAUAAUAAUCCAAGCAAAUUUACCUGAAAUAGAUGCAUCAGAAAUAAAACAAGAUUAUAAAGAACUGGUACCAUCUAGUGAUGGAAUUCCACUAGAAGAAAAAGAAGAAGCUAACGAAGGUGAAGAGGUUGAGGAAAAUCAAGAUAUCUCCCAGAAAAAUGAAACUGUAGAAAAUAAACCAGGGGAUUCAUUAAUUGAAAUCAAAGAAAUACCUAACGGAACUAAUACUCAAUGUGUGGAUAAUUCAAGGGGGUCUCAAUUAGAGGACAAAGCAAGUCAACACGAACAUACCGAUGAAAAGAAUGUUCAACCUCCUAGUAUAACUGAAGCACCUGUGACUCACAAAGAAAAAACCACUUGUGAACAAUCCACAAAUACAACAAUUCUGUUUGAAAAAGAAGAGACCAUUAAAAAGGUUGAAGAAAUUUCUGAUACUACCACCGAUAAAACACAAGAAAAUAUUGCACAAGAAAAAUCUAAAGUCGACCAAUCCGCAAAUACAACAAAUUUUGCACCAGAAGAAAGCAUGAGAAAAAGCAAUGAUAGUAUCAUUGAAGUCGAGAGGCCAAAUGAAAGAAAAACGUAUCAUCGUGCGAAAGUUGUUACAGAAGACCAAACAAUGUCGUCUGUAAGCUCGGACACAACUGAGGGUGAAGUCGUUAAACAUGAAAUAGUUGUGAAAGCAGACGUUCACAUUCCAACUAGAAGAAGAACCGAGGAACCUUUGGUCAAACGCUUAACCAGACGAAGUAGCACACUCUUCUCGAAAACUGCCGAGUCUGAUAUUCUAGAAAAUAUAACAGAUCCCGAUGUAUCACACUCAGUGCUUGGUUAUGAUGUAUUGGAUGAAGACCUGCCAAACACUACCUGCCCAACACCUAAUAGGAAAGCCUAUGUCACGGAUAUAUUAGAGGAUAGUACUCUGGGAACAACCUUUAAUUCUGAUAGCGUCUUCACACCAGGAACAGGAACACGUAGCCGACGUUCACGUUCAGUGACUGCUAGCCCUAGCAGGCCUUCAAAAUCACUGAGAUUUUCACGGGAUAAAACCGACGAAUUAGACCAAUCGAGUACCUCCAAAGAUAUCCAAAAGAAAACACGUAAAUUGAGAAGAACAAGAAGUGCAAGCGUAGACGAGGUAGUGGCGUCUCCUAGAAGAUCUUUACGUCGCAGUAGUGUCGAUGAGAAAUCAGAAGACAGCGCUGAAAGUCAAAAGUUGAGAAUUAGAGGAAAGACCACUUCCGUGUCCCAGUUGCCUGUUAUAACAGAGGAAGAAAAAGAUAAACAUAAACCACGUGCUAGAAACAAAGCAAGUAGUGUGGAAAAUUAUACAACCACCAGAAGGCUGACAAGACGUCAGGCCAGUUUCAUAAAGGGUGUAGAGACUCCAUCUAGUGUCACUGCACAAGAUGAUAGCGAUACGGAAAAACUUGUAGACGUUGAUGCUAUUGAUCCCAUUACUCUACUGCAUAAGGAGCCAUUCCAAGGCCCUCCUGAUCCCGACGAAGAAAAAAUUUAUGAACCUUCCUCACCGUCUAACAGUACAGCUAGUUCCUUCAACAAACCCGUCAGACGUGCCUCCAGGUCAGCUUCUAUGACAUCCGAUUCAUCUGCUCCACCUACCACGCCAAAAAGGAAGACAAGGCAACAUUUAAGAGUGGACAGUCCUUCUCCAGUGGGAGUAAAAACAAGAUCUAGAAAACAGUCCGAGACAAGUUCAGUAACUUCCGAGAAGUCAGAUCCCCCCAGCCCUGCCAAGAGAUCAAAAAGGAGACAUAGUUCUAAAGAACCUGAAGAGACUAACAGUACAGCAUCUGCUCCUGUCUUGACAAGAAGUACCCGAAGUAGAGCUAAUUCCACCUCAUCGGUUAAAUCGGAUACAUUAAAUUCUCCUAAAAAGAAACCGAGAAAUCGUCGAUUAAUUUCAGCAAAAUCUGACCUUCCUGAAAUUACAGAAGAGAAAAACAGUGAAGCGGGCGGCUCCAAUGAAAAGUCCACCAUAAAAAGGCAUACAAAGAAGAAAAGCAGUUAGAGUGUUAAUUUUAAGCUAAACGUGUACCAGAGAUAUUUUGUUUUUGUGUGUAUAAAAUGCAGAUAUAAAUAACAAAUUGGUUUUUAUAUA